ACGUUCAACACCACAACAUUCUCACUUAUCUUCUCCCCAAAAACAAAAUACAAAAGCUCCAAAAGAAUAUGACAGGCUUAUACUCAUCAAUGAGCUUUUUUCUUCGUACCAUUGUUCUUCUUUUCUCCACUUCAAGUUUUUGCAACACUUUUGCUUCUCUUACACAAGACUCAUGCCAUCCCGACCAAAGAGAUGCGCUUCUCGAGUUCAAGAAUGAAUUCAAGAUUUGGUAUCCCAAUGGUUUUCUUGAUAUUGAUGGUGUUCUAAUGGAUGUUACCUCUUAUCCGAAGACGAAAUCAUGGACAAAAAACAGUGAUUGUUGCUAUUGGGACGGUAUCACUUGCGAUACCAAGUCGGGCAAGGUGACCGGGCUAGACCUUAGUUGCAGCUGUCUUCAUGGCCGGCUCGAACCUAAUAGUAGUCUUUUUAGACUACAACAUCUCCAAAGUGUGAACCUUGCUUACAACAAUUUCACCAACUCUCCCAUCCCAGCUGAGUUCAGCAAAUUCAUGAGGUUAGAAAGACUUAACCUCUCACGGUCUUCAUUUUCAGGUCAUAUUUCAAUCAAACUUCUUCAGCUAACCAAUUUGGUGUCUCUUGAUCUUUCUUCUUCUUUUCCGUAUUCUCCAAGUUCUUUGUCCAUUGAAAAACCAUUAUUUCUCCAUCUACUUGCACUGAACUUCAUGAACCUUAGAGAGCUAGAUAUGAGCUCCGUAGACAUUUCUUCAGCAAUCCCCAUUGAGUUUUCAUACAUGUGGUCUCUAAGAUCACUUACUCUUAAGGGCUGCAACCUCUUAGGAAGAUUUCCAAACAGUGUUCUUCUCAUACCAAACCUAGAAUCCAUUAGCUUGGACCACAAUCUGAAUCUAGAAGGCAGUCUUCCCAAUUUUCUUAGAAACAACUCUUUGCUAAAGUUGAGCAUUUACAACACUUCUUUUUCAGGUACUAUACCUAACUCUAUCAGCAACCUCAAACAUUUGACUUCUUUAAAACUUCAACAAUCCGCUUUCUCCGGGAGGAUUCCAUCUUCACUUCGGAGCCUUUCCCAUCUCUCAAAUCUUGUUCUUUCCGAAAACAAUUUCGUUGGCGAAAUCCCAUCUUCAGUUAGUAAUCUUAAACAACUUACCCUUUUCGAUGUUUCAGAUAACAACCUUAACGGAAACUUUCCAUCCUCUCUGCUCAAUUUGAACCAACUACGCUAUAUUGAUAUAUGUUCCAAUCAUUUCACUGGUUUCCUUCCACCUACCAUUAGCCAACUCUCCAACUUAGAGUUCUUUUCUGCCUGUGAUAAUUCUUUCACUGGAUCUAUCCCUUCAUCUUUAUUCAACAUUUCUUCAUUGACCACCCUUGGUUUGAGUUAUAACCAACUCAAUGACACCACCAAUAUAAAGAAUAUCUCUUUGUUACAUAAUCUACAAAGAUUAUUACUUGACAACAACAAUUUCAAGGCAAGUCAAGUUGACUUAGAUGUCUUCUUGUCUCUUAAGCGUCUAGUCUCAUUAGCUCUCUCAGGAAUCCCUCUUUCAACAACAAACAUCACUUCUGAUUCAGAGUUUUCAUCGCAUUUGGAAUACUUAGAAUUGUCAGGCUGCAACAUCAUUGAGUUCCCUGAGUUUAUAAGAAACCAAAGAAAUCUAUCUUCUAUAGACCUUUCCAACAACAAUAUCAAAGGUCAAGUACCAAACUGGUUAUGGAGACUACCAGAGUUGUCUACUGUGGAUCUUUCGAACAACUCUCUCAUCGGUUUCAACGGAUCUUUAAAAGCUCUAAGUGGAAGUAAGAUCGUGAUGUUAGAUCUUAGUUCCAAUGCUUUUCAAGGACCACUCUUCAUGCCACCCCGAGGCAUCCAAUAUUUUCUUGGCUCUUACAAUAACUUCACCGGAUAUAUACCUCCCUCAAUAUGUGGACUAGCUAAUCCACUUAUCCUAGACCUAUCAAACAACAAUCUCCACGGCUUGAUUCCUCGGUGUUUGGAGGCUCAGAUGAGUUCUCUUUCAGUUCUGAAUCUCCGUAACAAUAGCCUCGAUGGAAGUCUUCCUAAUAUAUUUAUGAACGCCAAGGUGUUAAGUUCACUUGACGUCAGUCACAACACUUUGGAGGGAAAGCUUCCCGCUUCUCUUGCCGGUUGCUCUGCUCUAGAGAUUCUAAACGUGGAAAGCAACAAUAUCAACGAUACUUUCCCGUUCUGGUUGAAUUCUUUGCCGAAGCUACAAGUUCUUGUUCUCCGCUCUAAUAACUUCCGUGGCACGUUACACAAUGUUGAUGGGGUUUGGUUUGGAUUUCCUCUGUUACGAAUCACUGAUGUAUCACACAACGACUUCGUCGGAACAUUACCAUCUGAUUACUUCAUGAAUUGGACUGCGAUCUCGAAGAGUGAAACAGAGCUGCAAUACAUUGGAGAUCCUGAAGACUAUGGCUACUACACUUCACUUGUCUUGAUGAAUAAAGGAGUAUCAAUGGAGAUGCAACGUAUCCUCACAAAAUACACUGUCAUUGAUUUUGCUGGAAAUAAGAUCCAAGGAAAAAUUCCAGAAUCUGUUGGUAUCUUGAAAGAACUUCAUGUUCUUAAUCUUUCGAGCAAUGCUUUCACGGGCCACAUCCCAUCUUCUUUGGCAAACCUGACGAAUCUGGAGUCACUAGACAUAUCCCAAAACAAGAUUGGUGGUGAGAUUCCUCCAGAACUCGGGACUCUCUCUUCUCUUGAGUGGAUAAAUGUUUCACAUAAUCAGCUAGUAGGUUCCAUACCACAAGGCACACAGUUUCAUCGACAGAAUUGCUCCUCUUACGAGGGAAACCCCGGAAUAUACGGAUCUUCUCUUAAGGAUGUUUGUGGAGAUAUCCACGCGCCUAGACCACCACAAGCCGUACUGCCUCAUUCAUCAUCAUCAUCAUCAGAAGAAGAUGAAUUGAUAAGUUGGAUAGCAGCAUGUUUAGGUUUUGCACCUGGAAUGGUAUUUGGUCUUACGAUGGGAUACAUAAUGACUUCACACAAGCAUGAGUGGUUCAUGGAUACUUUUGGCCGAAGAAAAGGCCGGAGCACGAGAACUCGUUAGCUCUCAAUCAUCGAUCACACUCUGUUAAGUAAUUAUUGUUCUGCUAAAUGAAGUUGUUGUAUACUUUUAUUUAUCAUCAAGAGAGAAAACCCAUGACGGAUCUAAGUUUUAUGUAUAACAUUUUCAUUAUGGUCAUUAAUCAAUUAUAACAUUCGCCUAUGUAAAUUCAUAUAUUUCGUUUCUAGACUAAAUCAGCAUUAAAU
Messenger RNA from Arabidopsis thaliana (thale cress), 3256 nucleotides. RefSeq names its product receptor like protein 6 (gene RLP6). The coding region runs from base 69 to 3053 and encodes 994 amino acids. NCBI's taxonomy places the organism in Eukaryota, Viridiplantae, Streptophyta, Magnoliopsida, Brassicales, Brassicaceae. Gene Ontology annotation, cellular component: plasma membrane. The record is from RefSeq and is marked reviewed. Gene Ontology annotation, biological process: signal transduction. The transcript has a single exon.